Molecule: messenger RNA, 384 nt
Organism: Perognathus longimembris pacificus (Pacific pocket mouse)
Lineage: Eukaryota; Metazoa; Chordata; Mammalia; Rodentia; Heteromyidae
Gene: Txndc8
Product: thioredoxin domain containing 8
Exons: 6
Coding region: 1-384 (127 amino acids)
Molecular function (GO): protein-disulfide reductase activity
Source: RefSeq, a predicted model, not a curated record
AUGGUGCAGAUUAUUAAAGACAUGAAUGAACUGAAAGAAUUUUUGAAGGCUGCUGGGCACAACCUCGUGGUGGUUGAAUUCUCAGCAAAAUGGUGUGGUCCCUGCAAAGCCAUGUGUCCUGUUUUCCAUGCAAUGUCUCUGCGAUACAAAAACGUACUGUUUGCUAAUGUGGAUGUGGACGAUGCUCAGGAGUUAGCUGAAACUUGUCACAUCAAAGGAGUACCCACAUUUCAGAUGUUCAAGAAAGCCAAGAAGGUAACUCUAUUCUCAAGAAUCAAACGAGUACUUUGCUGUUGUAGAAGUGGACUCACGGCCAAGCAGAUAUAUGAACUUUGUGGAGCUGAUGCUAGAAAAUUGGAAGAGAAGAUUCAGGAACUGAUGUAA